GUAUUCGUUUCACGACAUGAUCUACUCGAAUUGGAACAAACCCGUCACGCAUUUGAUUUUGCAUUUGAAAGUCUGAAUAAUAAAAAAACUCUCACCUCAGUUUUCUCUGUUGAUUCAACACAACCAAAAGGGACAAUUGGUCCUAAUAAAUCUAAACUUGAAGGUUUAAGACUUUGUUAUGGAGGUAUCUGGCGUCAAAAAUUAAUAAAUGAUUCUAUACAAUAUUUAGGAUUUGGUGUUAAUUCUGAAGAACAAGAAGCGAGAAUUUAUAUAUAUGAUACUAAAACAAUUCAUCCAUAUAGUAAAGCAUGUUUUGUUUCAAGUGGUAGAUUAUUAACUCCUGUAUUUGAAUCUAGUGAAUAUUAA
Molecule: messenger RNA, 366 nt
Organism: Scutellospora calospora
Lineage: Eukaryota; Fungi; Glomeromycota; Glomeromycetes; Diversisporales; Gigasporaceae
Source: the annotation of a GenBank genome assembly